UCUGCCAUGAGACCUUAGACAAGUACGAUCAUCAUCCAGCAUUGAGACUUGGAUUCGUUUGAGAGCGGAUCGCAGUCGGUUUUUGGUCGUGGGAGUUACAAUUUUCACUAGUUGUAAGCCCAAAAGUGUCGGUCGACGGGUUGUGGGACGAUUUUAGCGGUGUUUGCUUGCCAGGAGUGAAGUUGGUGUUGGGAAAGAAUUUGUUCGCACCGGGGCUUACUAGAUUCUCGGUAUUAUUCCAGUGAAUCAGUGCCGAAAGUGGUCUUAUUUCGUGUUCAGACGAGAUUCCAGGAUGGAGCAUUGAGUGGGGGCUCCCGAAGUUGUUUUUUUUUCGGUGUUUUCUAGCGUUCUAGUUCCAUUAUUCAUGAGAGGGGCUCUGGUGAGUUGGAAGUGAAAGAGCUUUGUUUGGCGAAACUCGAGCUCUCUGUUUCGUGUGAUUUCUUCGGGCAUGAUUGAUGAACCUUUCUCCUGGUGAUAUCAACGAGCGUUUUCGAUGUGCUACACUUGAAUGUGUCGACUAAUUCAAGAGAUGUUGGUGACGGUUUCGAACGGAUGAUGGUGGAGUUUUCCUACGCGUGUGAAACAUCCGUGAUUGUGGAGACAUAUUUAUUCGACAUUUAUGUGUGAGUGCCCACCUGGCCCACUGAAUCUCUGUGGUCAUGCCGACAGCGAUUUGCCACAAUUGUGAAUCGCACUCCAAUGCUGCUUUGGCCUUUGGACGCAAGAACCGGAUUGCUCAGUUACUCUCGUCCCCUCUACCUCAAUAUGGAAGCAAUAGUCAUUACAACAAUGGCCACAGCAAUAACAACAACAACAACAACAAUCACAGUUCCCCUCCUCGACUUCCCCCCAUUUCCCGCCCUCCAUCCACACCCUCACCGCCUCCGACAAGGGGGCGGGAAAGGGGGCGAAGUAGGGCGAAAGCGCGGAGAAAGGACUCGAUUUCUGCGGCUGUGAAACAAAGGGCUUUGUCUGUGUUGAGGCCCAAUCAAAACCGGUUACCACGAUCCCCCUCCCCUCCACCUGUAAAGAAAGGCGGUUCCAAGGAGUCAAUGCCUCCCUGUUCACAUUGUCAGCCUCGAUAUUCCGAUUCUCCAGAGAAAUUAGGUCUUCGGCCAACUUUGAGCAUUUUCUCGGAUGAUCUCCAACCUGAUUCAAAUUCCAUUCACAUGCAAUAUGCUCCCCCGGAACCCAAAGGUGUGUGGGAGAGAGCCAUUGCCAAAGUCAAAUCCAAUCAGGAUCAAAAUCUCAAUCCCGCACAUUCGGCUGGUUCGGCCAAGAAUCGUCGGGCCCGAUCCGAGGUUCGAACCCGAACCUCCGGACCCCUGCGAUCUAACGUGAAUGAAUUCUACGCGUCGGAUUUUAAGGGAAAUCAAAAGAAAUCGAACGAGUCCACUUACGGGAAAGAAAAUGCCAAUUUGAAGCGAACCUUGUCGAUUGUGGCUUACGCUGAACCCUCGGAAGGAGGCCGACAUCAUCGACCUCGAGCUCAAUUGCGGAGGAAAGCUCGGAUGGAACAAACCCAGAAGCAACUCGCUUCGAGAUCAAAAUCCAGAUCCAGAACCAGCCACGCCCACUUGGAGCAAUCGCUCGUCAAGGGGACAUUCACCAUUUGGCCCGGGAAAGAAGGGAUUUGGUUGCCAUUAUGGUACUUUGGAAAGAUUAAGAGGAUAGAGGCCGAGAAGAAGCUUCUGCUACAACAAAAUGAACACGGUGCAUUUCUUAUCCGCGACUCCGAAUCGCGGCGGAAUGACUAUUCCCUUUCGGUUCGCGACGGCGACACGGUCAAGCAUUACCGGAUUCGCCAACUGGAUGAGGGAGGAUUUUUCAUCGCUCGAAGAACCACUUUCAGGUCACUUCAGGAGCUCGUGGAACAUUAUUCCAGAGAGGCCGAUGGUCUUUGCGUCAACCUUCGCAAGCCUUGUGUUCAGAUCGAUAAGCCUAACACUGCCGAUUUGUCCCACGCGACCACAGACCAAUGGGAAAUCGAGAGACGCAGCCUAAAAUUCAUUCGACGACUUGGCCAAGGCCAAUUUGGCGAAGUGUGGGAAGGCCUAUGGAACGGAACCACACCCGUGGCCAUCAAGACACUCAAACCUGGCACCAUGGACCCCAAGGACUUUUUAGCCGAGGCUCAGAUUAUGAAGAAACUUCGUCACCCCAAGCUCAUCCAGCUGUAUGCCGUAUGUACGCUGGAGGAGCCCAUUUACAUUAUCACCGAGCUCAUGAAAAACGGCAGCUUGCUCCAAUUUCUUCAAGACAAGGGUAAAACCCUGAAACUUCCGCAGCUCAUCGACAUGUCAAGUCAGAUUGCGUCCGGAAUGGCCUUUCUGGAAUCUCAGAACUACAUUCAUCGCGAUUUGGCGGCUCGCAAUGUUUUAGUGGGGGAUAACCACUUAGUGAAGAUCGCCGACUUCGGAUUGGCUCGCAUCAUCAAAGAGGACGAAUAUGAGGCGAGGGUGGGCGCCAGGUUCCCCAUCAAGUGGACGGCUCCCGAGGCAGCAAACUACUCCAAGUUCUCCAUCAAAUCAGAUGUGUGGAGCUUCGGAGUCCUCCUCACGGAAUUGGUCACGUACGGAAGGAUCCCAUAUCCAGGCAUGACGAACGCAGAGGUGCUGCAUCAAGUUGAACACGGCUAUCGGAUGCAAGCUCCGCAAGAUUGUCCUCCGCAGCUGUAUGAUAUUAUGCUCGAGUGCUGGCACAAAGACCCAAUGAAAAGACCCACGUUCGAAACGCUUCAGUGGCAACUGGAGGAUUUUUUCACGCUCUCCGAUUCAGAGUACAAGGAAGCCUCGGGCUAUUAGCGAGAUUACCUAACCACCUUCCAAAUCAACCCACAAUCAACCACUCUGAAGGAUGUCCGCUUUCAGUGUUCUUUCAUUUCUCAACAGUGAAUUGGUCGCUCAAAAAAAGUCGUUUUCCAGUGUUGCCUAUGACUAGUGCCGUGGUUGUUCCUGCUGCUACUACUACUAAUACCACAACAACCACCAGCAGUAGCUCAACUAACGAGUGGUGUCCUCCGAUAUAGGUAUCAAUCAAUAUUCGUGGUUUGGUUCCGCAGGUUGGCAUAUUGCAAACCCAGCGUUCUUUCCACUACAUUAUUAUUGGCCUAACUUGCCUUUUUCUCAACAGCCACGACAGUAAGCCCCUUCUUUACAAACACGCACAGUACGUAUUGCAGUAUUUAAUUCGUUUGUAUUCGCCGCCAUCCCAAUUCACCACCGAUGAUACUACUUUUACUACAACAACAACAACAACAACAUCAACAACAACAACUACUACUAUUGUUACUACAAAUAAUGAUUCACUGUACUAUCCCACCCGUUGCCACAUGUGUAUCCUCUUCCAAUACUUUCAUCCUUACGGCAACGAAAGCUAUUUCUUCGUCUACAACCAGAACACAGAUUAUGCGAAUUAUAUUCAACCCUUAUUACUAUUUCUGUUCAAAAUCCACAAUCAAUCUGCCAUUGAUGGAGUGAUAGAUCAAAAUUGAUUCAUUUGUACAAUGUCAUGAUUUGCCUUUGUUGAAUAAAUCAGAUUAACUACUCUA
Tigriopus californicus is the source of this 3550-nucleotide messenger RNA. RefSeq names its product tyrosine-protein kinase Src42A-like. The record is from RefSeq and is a predicted model, not a curated record. Gene Ontology annotation, cellular component: extrinsic component of cytoplasmic side of plasma membrane. NCBI's taxonomy places the organism in Eukaryota, Metazoa, Arthropoda, Copepoda, Harpacticoida, Harpacticidae. Gene Ontology annotation, molecular function: non-membrane spanning protein tyrosine kinase activity; signaling receptor binding; ATP binding. Bases 660 to 2804 code for a protein of 714 amino acids. The transcript has 5 exons. Gene Ontology annotation, biological process: protein phosphorylation; cell surface receptor protein tyrosine kinase signaling pathway; innate immune response.